This is a messenger RNA of Hyaloscypha bicolor E, 1557 nucleotides long. RefSeq lists its product as uncharacterized. The coding region runs from base 1 to 1557 and encodes 518 amino acids. The transcript has a single exon. NCBI's taxonomy places the organism in Eukaryota, Fungi, Ascomycota, Leotiomycetes, Helotiales, Hyaloscyphaceae. The record is from RefSeq and is a predicted model, not a curated record.
AUGGGAUCCACUAAUCUCGGAAAGCUGGCCAAUUUGCCAGCAGAAGUCCGAGCCAAAGUCUGGGAGAAUCUCAGAUCACAAGGCGACAACAUGAAGACUUCGAUGAGCAUCCUCAGCACAUGCCGCCAACUGUACCACGAGGUAUCCCAUCACAUCUACUCCAAAGAAAUCCUCACCUUCAAUCUAUGUCCCAUCUACGACCGAAGAUCAUGGAUCAGUGUAACCAGCUCCUUCGGCACGACCAUGCUCGAGAGCUCGAGCCAUGCAAAAUCACUUGGCUUUAAAGACCUCCCCUAUCACCAACUCCAAGGGAUAGAGAUUCAGAUCGAGGCACCAGACCCACGCGAUCCCGGCCAGCUGUUCAACCUCUGGGCAAAAGCCCGCUCGCUUGUAGACCUCCUCCUCAGCGAACGUGGCCGGCUUCCAGAAGUGGCCAUCCACCUCCUCGCCACAUCUCCCGACUCAUGGUUUUCAAAUGGAAACCUACAAUCCAGUAUCCCGCACCCGCUAGGAGACUACAUCGAUGCCGGCGUCAUCCUUCUAGAAUUGUGCCGCAUCCGAAACUGCAAAGCCGAGAUCCAUGUUCCGCCCGCAUUCAAGGGGAAUGCCACACUUGACAAAUUCCUCGCGUUUUUCAAGUUCGUGAUUGGACUGGAUAAGCCCUUUGGAGCUUUCUUUCACAAAGAGGGCGAUGGGACAUGGGCCGACGAUGCAACGGCGGAGUGUCUGGAUAGCAAUUUUGUCGAGCUUCACAAUGCGCUUGACGAGCUGCGCGGUCCGACGGCUGCGAUGAUGCGUCUGGAGCGCUUCAGGGACUGGUAUGAUGACAACUGUCUGGGCGGAACGUCAAGCUAUCUCGAUGAGCUAGCGAGGGUUCUGAAGACUUCUGUGGGGGAAGAGGAAGAGGGUGGGGAUGGGGUAAUUCAUGACAAGGUUGCCCGUAUCAAGUGGCGACAUCGUCUGAUGGUCGCUUUCAAUCCCUUGUCUGCGAAAAUGCAGCAGUUCAACGCUAAGAGGGAGGAGUUGUUUGGGUUGACUAUAGAUGGUGCUCAGAUCAUGAGGUGUUUUGAGGGAUGGUCGGGCUUGAGUAUGUGGACUCAGAAGCAAUGGGAACGAUACUGGCUCGCCGGACAGGAUGAGCGUCGGGGUUGGGAAUACGACAAUUAUAAGAAGCUGGACAGAACAGAGCGAAAGAAGAUACGAAAAAAUGAGGAGAAAGUGAAGCUCACGACGUUGGGGCAUGGUGUUCCAACCAAACCUAAGGAAGACGGAUGGGACAGAGAAGAAUGGUUCAAGUUUUACCCCAGAGGAAUUCCGCUAUUGGGUGCAGCGUUGUUCAAGUUUGAGCUUUCCAUGGGCCAGUUGUGGUCUGAGGACUCGCCAUUGGCGCCCCGAGAGAAGUUCAAGGACUGGGAGUAUGCAAAGCUUUCUUGGGAACAGGAGCUGAGAUACAGAAUGAUGGUCGAGACGAAGAAGUACGAGGCUAAUAAGCGUUCGAACGAAGCGUCUUCGGGCUACCUUCAGAAUUUAUAUCUUGAUUUGAUGUCCUUGUCAUAA